UGGAUUGUUGGGGGAAGCAUUGUCGCAUCUGUUUGCGAUGUGAUGAGAGUCGUUGUCCCCCGACGCGCGUUCCCAACUGUGUCCUGCGUGCAAGGGAUGCAGACGAGCACGGAAUUUGCAGCAGAUGAAGGAGUCCCUGCCGAAGCUGCACGGCGAGGAAGGUGGUGCCAACGCAAGCGGCGGACCCGAGGGGGGUGGAGCCGGGGGCGGAGCGCAGCUGCUGUCCCUGCCCCCACUCUGCAACUUCGAGCCCAUCCCGCACGACCACGACUACUGCGAGCGGGUGGUCAUCAACGUCAGUGGCCUGAGGUUCGAGACCCAGCUGCGGACGCUGAACCAGUUCCCCGACACUCUGCUUGGGGAUCCGGCCCGGCGGAUCCGCUACUUUGACCCGCUGCGGAAUGAGUACUUCUUCGAUCGUAAUCGCCCCAGCUUCGACGCCAUCCUCUACUACUACCAGAGUGGAGGCCGGUUGAGGAGGCCGGUGAAUGUGCCACUGGAUGUCUUCGCCGAGGAGAUCAAGUUCUACGAACUGGGGGAGAUGGCCUUCAACAAGUUCCGCGAGGACGAGGGGUUCAUCAAAGAGGAGGAGAGACCCUUGCCCAAGCACGAGCUGAAGCGCAAGCUCUGGCUGCUGUUCGAGUACCCCGAGAGCUCGCAGGGGGCUCGUGUGAUCGCCAUCGUCUCUGUGGUCGUGAUUCUGCUGUCGAUCUUUAUCUUCUGCUUGGAGACGUUACCCGAGUUCAAGCACUAUCGCCUCUUCAACACCACCAACAACAUGACGCGCGUCAUCGAGGACGAGGUUCCAAGAACCACGGACCCUUUCUUCAUCAUCGAGACCUGCUGUAUCAUCUGGUUCACGUUUGAGCUGCUAGUCCGAUUCCUUGCCUGCCCAUCCAAAAUGUCCUUCUGUCGGGACGCCAUGAACAGUAUCGACCUGAUGGCCAUCAUACCCUAUUUCAUAACACUGGCCACGGUGGUUUCGGGUCAGAGGCCUCAGGAACGACCCAUCAACGAGAGGGGUAACAACCAGGCCAUGUCACUCGCCAUUCUCAGGGUGAUCCGGCUAGUGAGGGUCUUCCGAAUCUUCAAACUGUCCCGACACUCCAAAGGACUGCAAAUCUUGGGUCGGACUCUGAAAGCCAGCAUGCGAGAGCUAGGAUUACUAAUCUUCUUCCUCUUCAUCGGCGUGAUUCUCUUCUCUAGCGCCGUCUACUACGCUGAAGCAGACUCUGAAAGGUCAUUCUUUAAGAGCAUACCGGACGCUUUCUGGUGGGCAGUGGUCACAAUGACCACAGUCGGAUACGGGGACAUGCGACCUGUGGGUGUCUGGGGAAAGCUGGUGGGCUCGUUGUGCGCAAUCGCCGGCGUGCUCACCAUCGCCCUGCCAGUGCCCGUCAUAGUCUCCAACUUCAACUACUUCUACCACCGUGAGACGGACCAGGAGGAGAUGCAGUCUCAGAACUUCAACCACGUCACCAGUUGCCCGUACCUGCCAGGCACUGUGGGAGCCAAGCUGAAGCGAGACUCGGCCAGCGAAUCUGCCUCCGACAUCAUGGAGCUGGAGGAAGGAAUGCUGCUGAGCGUCGAGAACCACCACCAACUUAUGCUGGGCAACUAUCACCAACAGCUCAAGAAGCCCAACUGCAACCCCCUCCAUAACAACAACGUCAAUGCCGUCUCCAUUGAAACCGAUGUUUGAAGUAGUGCUUGGUUGGCAGCUGCGCAAAUGUCCUCCUACAGAGCAGCCUUUAUAUACACCUUCCAGUUACAAAGAACCAUAUUGGUUUUCCUGGCUGGAUAAGUGAUGAAGAUGUUGAACCAAAGGUCUUUCACAAGUUUAUUAUAAAUUAUUCUACGAGUUCAACCAAAGACUAUCGAGCCAGAACCCACGCCAAGAUAUACGAAGGAGCCAAGUUUUUUCGCCCAACUUUAUCACCCAUCGCCAUUUGCAAGAAGGAUAGAGCGGAACUCUGCCGAACGGUUAAACCUUAACAUUUGGAGCACGGCCCAAAUACUCGUUCUCAGAAUACAGUAUUUUCCUUUUUAUUAAAUCAUUAA
Uloborus diversus is the source of this 2061-nucleotide messenger RNA. RefSeq names its product potassium voltage-gated channel protein Shaker-like. Gene Ontology annotation, molecular function: delayed rectifier potassium channel activity; protein binding. Gene Ontology annotation, biological process: protein homooligomerization; potassium ion transmembrane transport. The record is from RefSeq and is a predicted model, not a curated record. The coding region runs from base 125 to 1702 and encodes 525 amino acids. The transcript is spliced from 3 exons. NCBI's taxonomy places the organism in Eukaryota, Metazoa, Arthropoda, Arachnida, Araneae, Uloboridae. Gene Ontology annotation, cellular component: membrane; voltage-gated potassium channel complex.